GUCUGAUUAUCACUUAAAAUAUAAAUAUACGCACAUAUUCGGGUGAAAGGUCAUAGAAUGUCAGAGGUCACUGCAGGCGCGUCACACCUCGUAAGGGUAUGAACAAGGCCUACCUCAUUUACAUACAUAAUGAGGUGACGUAGCCUCAUUUGCGUGUAUAAUUAGAUGACGUAGCCUCAUUUGCAUAUUAAAUUCCGCAAUGGGGAGUCCGUCUCCGGGCAAAGCCCACGUGUGACGUCAGGAGUAAACUUUUCCUGGUCUGGCGCGCUCAGCUGAUGACUGUUCGGGUAGUGUACACAUAAAAUGUGAGUCCCGCUCAACAUGGUUCCCGACUUGUCUCCCCUGCAGAAAGAACUUCUUCAAGCUUUGCUAAACUCCGGGCUCACGAAGGAAGAGUUGAUCCAAUGGCUCCAGUCCACACAGGUAGAUCGGGAAAAGGAGGACCAAGAAGAGGUCCUGCGAGUGUCCAAACUUGAGGUCGACGUUGACGAAGACGAAGAUGAAGCGAUGGAGGAAGCGGUCGGCAGAAACCACCACCAGGCCGAUCGCGGUCCCUCGGGACGCAGUCGUACCGGCUCCGAGAAGGAGAACGAGCGCGCCUUCCACGCCAAAUUCGCUCACCUCAGAUCUAACGGUCAACCCGGCAGCUUGGUGGAACACCUGUUAAGAGAGGAUCCAUGGAAGGCAGCCAAGAUCAUCAAGUCCUACAUGCAGCAGCACAACAUCCCCCAGCGGGAGGUGGUGGACGCUACAGGCCUGAACCAGAGCCACCUCUCACAGCACCUCAACAAGGGCACUCCCAUGAAGAACCAGAAGAGGGCGCUGUUGUACAGCUGGUUCGACAGGAAACAGAGAGAGGUCCAACAACAUUUCUAUGCUGUAGAGUUUGCCGGCACCACCGGGCUGGACCUCGACGACGGGUACGACUACGGACCGGACAGUAAAAGGGCCAGGAGAAACCGGUUCAAGUGGGGGCCUGCAUCGCAGAGGAUUCUGUACGAGGCUUACCAGAGACAGCGCAACCCUAGUAAGGAAGAGAGGGAGGCACUGGUAGAGGAAUGUAACAGAGCGGAAUGCCUGCAGAGAGGAGUGUCUCCCAGCCAGGCCAGUGGUCUUGGCUCCAACCUGGUGACCGAGGUGCGAGUCUACAACUGGUUUGCCAACCGGAGGAAAGAGGAGGCCUUCAGACACAAGCUGGCCAUGGACGCAUACCAGCAGCAGCAGAUCCCCCAGCAGCCUCAGCAACAACAGGCACCACAGCCACAGCAGCAGACGCAGCAGCAGCAGCUACAACAGCAGCUGCAGCAGAGCCAGGUGCAGCAGCAGCAACAACAUCAGCUCCCUCACCAGCAACAGCAGCAUCAGGUGCCGGCUAGCCUAAAAGAAGCAGUGUACCAGGCAGCUAACCAAUCCCAGCAGCCUCCAGUGCAGCCGGUCAUGGCCAGUUCAGCUGCCACGCCCACACACCACACCUCUGUUGUCAUGGUACCAGGGACCAUGCCAUCCAGUGGGCUCCAUCGCACUCAGGGGACAACCACACUAGCUAACAUGGACACAGGGGAGCUACAGACAUUGCCCCCUGUGAGUUCGUUGACUCCCAUACACCACAACAGCAGCCCCCGCCACACCCAGACACCCGAGCCCUCGUCACAACCCUCUCACUCCCAGAAUCCUCAGCAGCACACACCCCUGCCUGGAGUCCUGUCAUUUGCACAGAGUUUGAGUACAACACCACAAGGUCAUGUGAUCCUUCAAAACGUUCCGACCAAUCAGCUUCUUCAUCACGGCAUCUACAGUCAGCUGGCCGCUCAGCACCAGGCGGCCCUGUCAGGUCGGAGGUCACCGCCCCCCAGAACACUGACCAGGCAGGAGUUCAUGCAGGCGGUAGCUGAGCUGCAAAACCAGUCUAUGGGUUAUCACCAGAAGUCAGACCAGACUUCCAACCAGCAGCACAUGACACUACAGCAGCACCUGCAGCAGACCAGGGUGCCUUACAGCGCGCAUGUUUCCAUGGCAACGGUCACGGAAAACCGCGACGCAAACCACCUGCAGACCAGCAGGACCAACGAGAGCGAGCUGCUGCAGCAAGGCGCCACAGUGCGGGUGCAGGUGCCCAAUAACACAGGUAUGGUUAUCUAUGAGCACCAGGGCAGUCAGACAGUGGCAGCUGAGGAGACCGUCAUGUCCACCAGUGAAGACCCCAUGGACAGUUACAAUGUUGCACAGGAGGUUCAUGUAUCUACAUCCAAUAUGUGAGACCAUCACAGACAACAACAUUUAUCCCUCAUGGUAAAAUGCAUUUUAGUUUGCAGUGAUUUCAUUUUGCAAUAUAGACAAAAUUGAGCAUUCGUGGUCAUUUUGAGUUCGACAAUAAAGCUAUUGUCACAUACAGUUAUAGAAACACCAGCUCCUUUAUGGACAGUCAGUAUAUGAAACUGACUACCAGCGACUCAGCAAGUGUUUCAGACAGAUCGAACAGUUGCCUCUGACACAUUAUAUUUUACUGUACAAUGUAGAAAAAGUUCUACUAAGUUGUAACGCUAACAGAGGGGGGGUAGGCAGGCAGAAAAAAUUGCGAAUUUGAAUUCAUUUACUUUAAUCAUUUUUUUCCGAUCUCCUUCUUUGAUGUGUGCUGUUUCAGUGCCCUUAUUCUGGGCCCACUUUUCUCUUGUUUGUAACUCGUUGCAUUUUUGUGUUCUGACAAUCACACUAAUCCUUACGCAAUAAAACCUUACAUACGAAUGUUAUUUGAUGUAGAUGUAUAUAAUAAUGUCAUUUUGCAUGAAAUUGUUGCAAUGUUAAGAUGAUUCAGGGAGUGUUCCAUAUUUGAUAUAGAUAGAAAUAAUUUGUGUACAUAGAGAAAGCUGAUAUGAUCCUAUUUCAAUGUAUGCAUACAUCAGGCUAGAGAAGUGUGAUCUGGCAGCAUCACCAAUAAUUAUUAAUCCUGAGUUUUUAAUAAAUACAUCAUUGCGAGGUGACAAAAUUGUAGUUGAAGACUAAAAAUGUCUUUUAUAUGUAUAUCUCUAUUCAGGAUCCCUGCCAAUAGAAGUACAGAUAGUAUAUACUGAGAGAGAUCCUAACUGGAAUCUCUGUCAAUGGAGAUUUCAAUAAUUAUCUCUGCUUUCAGAAUCAGCAACUCUGUCAGAUUCCCAUCUCUAGACUCUACCCUGACAUAUUUUUAUGACACAAAAUAAUUCAAACAACUGGUAAAGUCUCUAGAUAGUGUUAACUGUUGUUGUUUGAUAUAUUUUGAGUAUUGUAGUAUCUUACCUGUAUUUCUAGAAUCUUACAUAUAGUUUUGAAUGUAACAAAAUAGUUUUUGAAAACAAGUUUGAAUGUUUGAAGCAAGACUCAGUGUUAGUAUCUAUUCGUUAAAUACAAUGACUAUGGAAAAUGCCAGGAAAAUUUUAAAGUUGUAAAUCAUGCUUGUCCUUUAGACACCAGUUAUAUCCAGUGCUAUAUAUUACAUAACACGAUGAUAGUAUAGUAGCUAGGUUUAAGACAACAUUGUGAUUUUACUUUUAUUGAUAUUGUGCAGAGACAAUCUGAAUUCAAGUGUUGGUAUGAGAUUUUAAAAUUGUACAGAUAUAUGAUUAUGUGAUAAGUGAUUACUGGUGCUAUACAUAUUGAUCAUGCUAAUGGUUUGCAAGUUCGAGAACUAAUGAGAUUCCAUUUGGGGGUAAAUGACAUUGAGCCUUGCAUGGCUGUUGUGUUGACUGGUCAAGGAGGUAAUCUGCAUCAAUGUUGCCUAUUGAUAGAAGAAGAAACUAAGAAUUUGAGGGCAAUGGGAACAAUAUUCAGUUUAGCAAAAGGAAUAUGUUUUACAGGAGUCAUUAUCCAAGUCCCGAAUAUGCAAAAAAAGUCACAAAGGUGCCUUCCAUUUAUAGAUCUAAAGCCCUGUUCACACUGGGCAUAUUUUCAAGUUAUUAUGAGUUGCAUAUUUACACAUUUUUGUCUUAGAUGCUGUCUUAAGUUUUCAGUUGCAGCCAAAUUUUUUUUUCGAUAUCCAGGCUGCACAACUAACGUACAGUGAUCAAAAUAAAUAAAAAAGUCUAGUUAGGUAACUUCUUCUUAAUCUUAGCAAAAAAACUGAACAAAAAUUUGAUGCUGAUAAGUCUGAGAAUACGACUUCAGCACCAAGGACAGGAACAUAUUUUGUACAGGAAAUGGCAACUACAAUCAUACCCCCCCCCCUACACCUGUCCAAACAUAGAAUUGCAAAUAUUUGAAGGACAUGCAACAACUCUCUCUCUCUCAUUGGUUCAACCUAGUGUUGCUCUUUUCUCAUUGGUUGAACUGCAAACAGUGAUGGACCAGCAAGUUUGGUGCUUUGUGAAUGUGGAGUAUAGGAAACCUUUGUGUGGUAUGUAGCAGAUAUACUGGCUCUAUUGUGGUGUACCAAAUAAUAUCCAAUAUACCGUUUGAGAGAAUAUAUUAUUUGUUUGAUGUAAGCUAUGUUUUAUUCUGUUUCUCAGCAAAUGAAAUAUGCCAGCAUCUGAGCUGGACUGAGUGACACAAACAUAUUUCCUUUUAUUCCUCCGAAUCGAAUUAAUUUUUUAACCUUAAUUGAACUGUAAUUGCAAUGAUAUUCUAUGUCUUAAACAAAUAUAGAAAUAUAUAUAUAUUGAUGAAUAAAAAAAUCACUUCUAUUUUCAUAAUUUGCUGUUUGCAACAUGUGGAAAAUAAAGUUUUAAUCUUAGAAA
Molecule: messenger RNA, 4703 nt
Organism: Branchiostoma floridae (Florida lancelet)
Lineage: Eukaryota; Metazoa; Chordata; Leptocardii; Amphioxiformes; Branchiostomatidae
Product: hepatocyte nuclear factor 1-beta-like
Exons: 12
Coding region: 322-2256 (644 amino acids)
Biological process (GO): regulation of transcription by RNA polymerase II; insulin secretion; liver development
Cellular component (GO): nucleus
Molecular function (GO): DNA-binding transcription factor activity, RNA polymerase II-specific; RNA polymerase II cis-regulatory region sequence-specific DNA binding
Source: RefSeq, a predicted model, not a curated record